AAUAGUGUGCAGGAACCUCCCGGCCCUCUCAAAAAAGAGCGCCUCCUCGUGUGUACAUUUGCAGAUCAUCUGACCACCAUCGUUCCCGUUGCAGUGGCCGCGGCUCUGAGCACCUACCUGUUGACACGCUACUUCAGUUCGCAGAGUAGCCCCAAGAGCAGGGUCAACAUGUCAAUCAACAAAGACAGCCCCAAAGUAGUGCACAGCUUCGACAUGGAGGACAUCGGCGACAAGGCCGUCUACUGCCGCUGCUGGAGGUCCAAGAAGGUGAGUGAAACCUCCUCAAUGGAUCAUGUGAUUGAGUUCAUAUUAAUAGGAUGGUGUGGUGAUUCUUUAUGCCUGCUGAAUGAUCCCGCUAGUCUGAUUGUAGCUCAUCUGUAUGAACCACUUUUAUCCAUAUAAAGAAUAAUGUAUCAGUAGUAAAUUUGAUACAUGAAUACAUAGGCCUCUAAAUUAUUAACAAGAUGAAAACAUUGCUAAAACAAAUCCUGUUAUACUCAAUCUUCUACAUGUCUUCUGUCAUCUGAUUGAUAGUUGAUACUUAUUUAGCAAGUAAAAGGUCUUAUAGUAUAAUCGUAAAAACCCCCCCUUCA
Sinocyclocheilus anshuiensis is the source of this 593-nucleotide messenger RNA. RefSeq names its product CDGSH iron-sulfur domain-containing protein 1-like. Gene Ontology annotation, molecular function: 2 iron, 2 sulfur cluster binding. The annotation marks the transcript as partial. The record is from RefSeq and is a predicted model, not a curated record. Gene Ontology annotation, cellular component: mitochondrial outer membrane; intracellular membrane-bounded organelle. The transcript has a single exon. Gene Ontology annotation, biological process: regulation of autophagy. NCBI's taxonomy places the organism in Eukaryota, Metazoa, Chordata, Actinopteri, Cypriniformes, Cyprinidae.